AUGGCUUCAUCAUCACAGAAGAUCAGGGUCAUCCGUCUGGCAUCGGUGCUGUAUCACCAAGUUGACGUCGAAAAGGCAGCCCAAUUCCUCGAAGACUUCGGCCUUCGAGAGGUGGCUCGGCAGGGGGAACGCAUCUACUUCGCCGGUUUCGGUGUUGAUCCGUAUGUCUAUGCACUUGAAAAAUCUCCCGGCUCACGCCGUGCAUUUAUUGGGGCAACCUGGGUCGUUGAGAACGAGAAUGACCUUGAGGUCGCCGCGAAUCACCCUGGAGCUACAGGCAUUCAGGACGAAGAAGGUCCUGGUGGUGGUAAAAGAGUGGACAUUAUCGAUCCAAAUGGGUACUAUGUUGGAUUCAUUCACGGCCAGGCCCCAAGAAGCGAUAUUGAGAACGUGGACAAAAGCCGUAUUGCUGACAAGGAGAGGCCCCUCACCAACCUGGUUGACGAAAAGCCAAGAAAAGGUCGUUUCAAGCGCUUCAACUACGGGCCUAGUCCAGUUCAUAAGCUGGGGCACUAUGGGUUCAUGGUCCCCAAGGAAACUUACGAGAAAACGCUGAAGUGGUACACUGGCUUGAUGAACCUGGUGCCUAAUGACGUGGUUUUUGACCCUCAGACAAACAAAGACACGACUUGCUUCAUGCAUAUUGAUAGAAACAGCACGUUCACUGACCACCAUACACCUUUUGUUCAUCACGCUAGCUUCGAGGUCAAUGAUAUGGAUACUCAAGCUCUCGGCCACGAGUGGCUUUUGAAGAAGGGUUACACCAACUGCUGGGGAAUCGGACGGCAUGUCUUGGGCAGCCAACUAUUUGACUAUUGGUAA
This is a messenger RNA of Colletotrichum fioriniae, 822 nucleotides long. Lineage: Eukaryota; Fungi; Ascomycota; Sordariomycetes; Glomerellales; Glomerellaceae. The record is from RefSeq and is a predicted model, not a curated record.